ACUAUUUCGUUAUAAACAAGUUGCAGCUCGGAAUAGGUGUUAGCUUACUUUUAUUGAAUUCGUUAACCAUAAAAUUAUGAUUAAACUUGGAAUAUUCUUAUUAAUACCGUAUUUUUACUUUAUCAAAUGCGAACCUAAUAUCCCUAUAGUAAUUACGACUUGGAACUUUAAAAACUCUACUAUUAAAGCGUGGGAAGUGUUGAAAACUGGUGGUACAGCAUUAGACGCAGUGGAGCAGGGGGCGUCGGUCUGCGAAGCGCAGCAAUGCGAUGGUACGGUGGGCUACGGGGGCAGUCCUGACGAAGAUGGUGAGACUACCCUGGAUGCUCUUAUAAUGGAUGGGAAAUCCAUGAAUGUUGGUGCAGUGGGUGCUCUGCGUAGAGUCAAAAGCGCUAUAUCAGUGGCGAGACAUGUCCUCGAGCACAGCUACCACUCUUUCCUCGUCGGGGAGUUGGCCACACAGUUUGCUGAGCAGAUGGGCUUCCCCGUGGAGUCUCUCACAACUCCCAAAUCCAAGAAAAUUUGGAAAAAAUGGAGAAAUGAAGAUCAUUGUCAACCAAAUUUUUGGAUGCAUGUCACACCAGACCCAAGACAAAGCUGUGGGCCAUACUCAAAGAUAACAAGCAGACACCAGCAUUCAACAAUAGAUCAGAAAGUGGACCGAUACAACCACGACACCAUCGGGAUGGUGGCAGUAGACCAGCAUGGAGAUGUCGCUGCUGGGACUUCUACUAACGGAGCCAAGUUUAAAAUGCCAGGGAGGAUCGGUGACUCGCCGAUCCCGGGCGCGGGCGCGUACGCGGACAGCGCGGUGGGCGGCGCCGCGGCCACCGGCGACGGCGACGUCAUGCUACGGUUCCUGCCCAGUUUCCUAGCCGUAGAAGAGAUGCGUCGCGGCGUCUCGCCGACAUCCGCUGCCGAGACGGCCGUAGCCAGGAUCGCAGCCCACUACCCGGGCUUCAUGGGCGCCGUGGUAGCCCUGGCCAAGGACGGGACGUACGGCGCAGCCUGCCACGGGAUACACCAGUUCCCGUUCGUCGUGUUUGAUCACUCGGCCGAGCAAUGUAGAACUGAGCGUGUGUUGUGUUCCUAAGCUUAAUUAGUUCUGAAAAUGAUAAUUAUACCUAUAGUCCCCAACCCAAAUAUCUGGUAUGUACAAGGUGUAACAAAAAUAGAGGGGAUCCGUUUAAGGCCAUAUUCGGUAUCGAGUUCUGAUUACGAAAGUAGAAGAAAAACAUUAUCCAAGUGAAGAAUUUUUUUUUUCUAUGGGGCUGAUCGUCCAAGUCGGCAAACCCUCCAUGCAAAGGCCAAAAAAUUUUUGCCUCAAAAAAUGUUUUCUUCUACUUUUUCCUAAUCAGAACACGACACCGACCCUUAUAUGCCCUUGGUCACAGAUCAUAUAAUACUAGUCCUUAGUACACCUUGUAUACAAGGAUUAAUUGUUCGUAGCAUCAAUAUAUUACACAAAUAUAUUCAAUAUAAUAUAUUCAUAACUGAAUAGUUUCAUUAGCUCUGGCCAAGGAUGGGACCUCAGGAUGGGACGUACGGCGGCGGCGCGGCCUGUCACAG
Molecule: messenger RNA, 1569 nt
Organism: Cydia strobilella
Lineage: Eukaryota; Metazoa; Arthropoda; Insecta; Lepidoptera; Tortricidae
Product: N(4)-(Beta-N-acetylglucosaminyl)-L-asparaginase-like
Exons: 6
Coding region: 77-1093 (338 amino acids)
Biological process (GO): protein deglycosylation
Cellular component (GO): cytoplasm; lysosome
Molecular function (GO): N4-(beta-N-acetylglucosaminyl)-L-asparaginase activity; asparaginase activity; beta-aspartyl-peptidase activity
Source: RefSeq, a predicted model, not a curated record